This is a messenger RNA of Ochotona princeps (American pika), 736 nucleotides long. It is a transcript of the gene TMCO2, whose product is annotated as transmembrane and coiled-coil domains 2. NCBI's taxonomy places the organism in Eukaryota, Metazoa, Chordata, Mammalia, Lagomorpha, Ochotonidae. The record is from RefSeq and is a predicted model, not a curated record. The transcript has 2 exons. The coding region runs from base 108 to 662 and encodes 184 amino acids. Gene Ontology annotation, cellular component: nucleus.
AAAGCACAGCUCCCAGUGACUCCACCUGGUCUCCCUGGCCACUCUCAAUUCAUCUGGAUUCCUGAAGCCUCUGCACAUGUAAUCCCUGGAGCUGCUGUGUUACUAAAAUGCCACCAUCUUCAUCUUCAUUUACCUGGGAUAACCUUUUAGAUUCUCUCUCUCUGAACACAAUAUGGAAUUGGAUACAAGCAGUUUUUCCUGGAGAUGCGGGUUCGCCUCAGACAGAUAAUUUGGGGAUACUGGAUAAUCUUGCUCCGGCAGUGCAAGUUAUCCUGGGAAUUUGCUUUUUGGCUUUGUUGGCAAUAGGAUUGUAUUCCUUAUGGAAACGAAGUGUUCGAUCAAUUCAGAAAGUACUGCUGUUUGUUAUCACACUCUACCAACUCUACAAGAAGGGGUCCGAUUUUUUCCAGGCUUUGUUAGCCAAUCCUGAAGGGAAUGCUCAACUUAAAGAAAACAGUAACUUCUUCCUAUCAUUGGGUCUUCAAGAGAAAAUUUUGAAAAAACUACAGACGGUGGAAAGCAAAGUGAAAGACCUAGAGGGGAUGAUCAUUGCCCAAAAGCCUGCCAUGAAGAGGGAGUGCUCUGCUGGGCCCUACUGCAGCUGCUCUGACUGCCAGAGUCCUUUGUUUACCUCAGGGUUUACGUCUGCAUCUGAGAUGUGAUUAGCUCCAAUCUUCCAGAAAUCAUUGUUUCCCCUCUGUGUGCCGUGGUAUACCAGUAAAGAUAGAGAACUAUA